ACCUACCGUAUAGGACGUUCUCUCUCUCUCUCUGAGCUCUCCUCCUGCAUUAAUCCAGUCUAGCCCCCUUCUCUCUCUCCUCCCCGUUCACUCCCCUACCCUUGGCUGGCAGACCGACUGACGCACCACUGUGUACCAGGCCCUGUUGUUAGAACCCACCCAGCCAUAGCCCUGACUGGGGUGGUCUAGCUAUCUCCGUUUCUCUCUGUUGCUCGAAGCGGAUACUCCUUGCAUGGAUACACUGAGGGAAGCUGUUAGCUGAUAUUAACGGAAGGAAAAAUAUCAAGGAGGAACCCACUGCGGUUGUUGAAUUCGAGGUGGUUUGGUGUCCCCUCCUGACUGAACUCCUCUAUAAACACGUCGCCCCCCACUGACAGGAAGCAUGGCGGGGGCUUCAGUGAAAGUGGCAGUCCGAGUCCGUCCCUUCAACUCUCGAGAGAUCGGGAAGGAGAGCAAGUGCAUCAUCCAGAUGACAGGGAACACCACAACGAUCCUAAACCCCAAACAGCCGAAGGAGAACAAGAGCUUCAACUUCGACUACUCCUACUGGUCACAUACCACGCCGGACGACAUCAACUAUCAUUCACAGAAGCAGGUGUACAAAGACAUUGGAGAGGAGAUGUUGCUGCAUGCCUUUGAGGGCUACAACGUGUGUAUCUUUGCAUAUGGCCAGACUGGAUCUGGGAAGAGCUACACCAUGAUGGGCAAGCAGGACCAGAAGGACCAGCAAGGCAUUAUCCCUCUGCUGUGCGAGGACCUCUUCACCAAGAUCAGUGACAGCAAUACCGACAACAGCUUGUCCUACUCCGUAGAGGUGAGCUACAUGGAGAUCUACUGUGAGCGUGUGCGUGACCUGCUGAACCCGAAGAACAAAGGGAACCUGCGUGUGAGAGAGCACCCCCUGAUGGGGCCCUACGUGGAGGACCUGUCGAAACUGGCCGUCACCUCCUACAACGACAUCCAGGACCUGAUGGAGUCUGGCAACAAGGCCAGGACGGUGGCAGCCACCAACAUGAACGAGACCAGCAGCCGCUCUCACGCUGUCUUCAACAUCAUCUUCACUCAGAAGAAACACGACAUGGAUUCAGAGAACACGUCUGAGAAGGUGAGCAAGAUCAGCCUGGUGGAUCUGGCUGGGAGUGAGAGAGCCGACUCUACAGGAGCCAAAGGAACCAGGCUGAAGGAAGGAGCAAAUAUCAACAAAUCUCUAACCACACUGGGAAAAGUCAUCUCUGCUUUAGCUGAAGUGGACUCCGCCCCAAAUAAGAACAAGAAGAAGAAGAAGGUGGAGAGCCAUAUCCCAUACAGAGACUCAGUGCUGACCUGGCUACUGAGAGAGAACCUGGGAGGUAACUCUCGCACCGCCAUGGUGGCAGCCCUCAGCCCUGCUGAUAUCAACUAUGACGAGACCCUGAGCACCCUCAGGUAUGCAGACCGCGCUAAGCAGAUCCGCUGUAACGCUGUUAUCAACGAGGACCCCAACAACCGUCUGGUGCGUGAGUUGAAGGAGGAGGUGUGUCGCCUCAAGGACCUCCUCUUUGCUCAGGGUCUGGGAGAUAUCAUAGACACGUAUCGAUGUCCUGGUCCUGUGAUAGCUGGUUUGAAAAACUUGUGUGAUUACAACAACUUUGUCAAUAAACGCCAGGCUGUCAAUCAAAUGGGUGAUCUAUCCACAGUGACCAAUGCCAUGACUGGGAUGAGCCCCUCCCCCUCACUCUCUGCUCUGUCCAGCCGCGCGGGCUCCAUGGCAAACCUGCAUGACCGCAUCUUCAGCCCCGCCUCUGAGGAGGCCAUAGAGAGACUCAAGGAAACAGAGAAAAUCAUUGCAGAGCUCAAUGAAACAUGGGAGGAGAAGCUGCGCCGUACUGAAGAUAUCCGGAUGCAGAGGGAAGCCCUACUGGCUGAGAUGGGUGUGGCCAUGAGGGAAGAUGGAGGCACCGUGGGCGUGUUCUCCCCCAAGAAGACCCCUCACCUGGUGAACCUAAACGAGGACCCGUUGAUGUCUGAGUGCUUACUCUACUACAUCAAAGAUGGGACCACCAAGGUGGGUCGUGAGGACGCCAGAAGUCGCCAGGACAUUGUGCUUAGCGGCCAUUUUAUCCAGGACGAGCACUGCACCUUCAGCAGCACCACAGGCCCCGGGGGAGAAGAUGAUGAUGACACAGGGAACGUCUUCCUGGAGCCCUGCGAGGGGGCGGAGAUCUAUGUCAACGGGAAACUGGUGACCAUGCCUACUCUGCUUCGCUCAGGGAACCGCAUUAUCAUGGGGAAGAGCCAUGUGUUCCGCUUCAAUGACCCGGAGCAGGCGCGGCAGGAGCGGGAGAGGACGCCCUUCGCUGAGACCCCCGUGGAGCCCGUGGACUGGGCCUUCGCCCAGAGAGAGCUGCUGGAGAAACAGGGCAUCGACAUGAAGCAGGAGAUGGAGUCAAGGCUUCAAGAGUUAGAAGAUCAGUACCGCAGAGAACGAGAGGAGGCCAGUAACCUUCUGGAACAACAGAGACUGGACUAUGAGAGUAAACUGGAGGCCCUGCAGAAACAGGUGGACAGAAACUCCCGUUGCCUGGAGCCCCCAGAGGAAGAGGAGGAGCCUGAGGAGGAAGUUUUUCCCAUAGUUCCAUGGACCAAGUGUGAGACGGAGCUUGCACUGUGGGCCUUCCGUAAGUGGCGUUUCUACCAGUUUACCUCCCUCAGGGACCUGCUGUGGGGAAACGCCAUCUUCCUCAAGGAAGCCAACGCCAUCAGUGUGGAGCUCAAGAAGAAGGUCCAGUUCCAGUUUGUGCUGCUGACCGACACUCUGUACUCCCCACUGCCCCCGGACCUGCUGCCCCCCAGCGUGACCAAGGAGAGGGAGAGACAGCCCUUCCCCCGCACCAUCGUAGCAGUGGACAUCCAGGACCAGAAGAACGGGGCCACACACUACUGGACCCUGGAGAAACUCAGGCAGAGGCUGGACCUGAUGAGGGAGAUGUACGACCGUGCGGCGGAGGUGCCCAGCAGCACUGUGGAGGACUGUGACCAGGCCCUGACCGGGGGAGACCCCUUCUAUGACCGCUUCCCAUGGUUCCGUCUGGUGGGCAGGGCCUUUGUGUACCUGAGUAACCUGCUGUACCCCGUGCCCCUGGUGCACCGUGUGGCCAUCGUCAGUGAGAAGGGAGAGGUGAAGGGCUUCCUCAGGGUGGCAGUGCAGGCCAUCUCAGCUGAUGAAGAAGCCCCUGACUACGGCUCUGGUGUCAGACAGUCAGGAACUGCCAAGAUCUCCUUUGAGGACCAACAGUUUGAGAAGGUAGAAUCAUUCCAGACAGAGUCGUGUUCUGGCAGCAUGUCUCACUCUAACACCUCCCAAGAGGAGCUCCGCUUUGUUGAGGGGGAGGGACAGACCUCUGACAUAGGAGCUGACCCUGACGAGGUCAACAACAACACCUGUGCUGACUUGUCCCCCGUCACAGCCACUCCGGAGGCCCCUCAGAGCCCGUUGAAGGGGGUUCUGGGUCUGGAACUACCCAUGGAGCUGAACCACGAGAAGGCCCUGUCCCACCUCCGCAUCGGAUCCACUUUCACCUUCAGGGUCACCGUGCUGCAAGCCUCCAGCAUCUCUGCCGAAUAUGCCGAUAUCUUCUGCCAGUUCAACUUCAUCCACCGACAUGACGAGGCGUUCUCCACUGAGCCACUGAAGAACACAGGCAGGGGACCUCCUCUGGGAUUCUACCAUGUACAAAAUAUCACGGUAGAGGUCACCAAGUCGUUUGUGGAGUACAUCAAGACCCAGCCCAUCGUCUUCGAGGUGUUUGGUCACUACCAGAAACAGCCGUUCCCACCUCUCUGCAAAGACCUCAUCAGUUCGAACUUUUUUUACAGUCCCCUUCGACCUUCUAGGAGGCAAUUCCCGAGGGUCAUGCCCUUGUCUAAACCAGUGCCGGCCACCAAGCUAAACACCUUGACCCGCUCCAUGGCAGGCCCAUGUCACUCCAAAUAUGACCUCAUGGCCUUCUUUGAGAUCUGUGAGCUGGAGGCCAAUGGAGACUAUAUCCCUUCAGUGGUGGACCACAGAGGUGGCAUGCCUUGCCAUGGAACCUUCCUCCUUCACCAGGGCAUCCAGAGGAGGAUCACAGUUACCAUAGCACACGAGACAGGAAAUGACGUAGAGUGGAAGGAGGUCAAGGAGCUGGUGGUGGGGCGUAUCCGGAAUACUCCGGAGGCUGACGAGACCAUCAUUGACCCAAACAUCCUCUCCCUCAACAUCUUGUCUGCAGGCUACGUCUGGCCCUCGUAUGACGACAAUGUUUCCCUGGGAAUUGACCAUAGGACGUUUUACCGGUUUGAGGCAGCAUGGGACAGCUCCAUGCACAACUCCCUCCUUUUGAACCGCGUCACUCCCUAUGGAGAGAAGAUCUACAUCACCCUCUCAGCCUACCUAGAGAUGGAGAACUGCACCCAGCCGACGGUGAUCACCAAAGACUUCUGUAUGGUGUUCUACUCCCGUGACGCCAAGCUUCCUGCCUCUCGCUCCAUUAGAAACCUUUUCAGCACCGGCUGCCUAAGGCCCUCAGAGAGUAACCGUGUCACUGGAGUGUAUGAAGUCAGUCUCUGCCAUGUCGCUGAUGCCGGAAGUCCAGGUAUGCAGCGGCGGCGCAGGCGCGUCUUGGACACCUCAGUGGCGUACGUCCGUGGAGAGGAGAACCUGGCUGGGUGGAGGCCCCGUAGCGACAGCCUCAUCCUGGACCACCAGUGGGAGCUGGAGAAACUCAGCCUGCUGCAGGAGGUAGAGAAGACCAGGCACUACCUGCUGCUGCGGGAGAAACUAGAGGCCACCCUGGCCGCGGGGCAAGACGCGCUCUGCAAGAGUGGCGACAUCAGCGACUUUGCUAAGAGCCCCAUCCUCAGCUACAGCCCCGGGGGCAGUCCCGCCCUGGAAAGCCCCAGCCAGAGGCAAAGGGAGCUGGCUGCCAAGUGUCUGCGGUUGCUCAUGCAUACAUUCAACAGGGAGUACAGCCAGGUGAGCAGCAGUGCCAGUGAGAGCAAGCUGUCUGAGAUGUCAGCGUCGCUGAUGUCACCGUCCUCUUCUGGUCUGAGCACGCUAACGCCGUCCUCUACUUGCCCCUCAUUGGUGGAGGGACAUUAUGACAUCAGACACAUUGAGCCCAGCUCUGGAGCUUCAACCCCAGACCUGGACCCCUUCAGCCCUGUAGAUAGGAAGAGGAUCCCGGGUAGAGGCUGCACUUUCGUCCCUGACAUCCAGGAGAUCCGCGUCAGCCCCAUCGUGUCGAAGAAAGGCUACCUGCACUUCCUGGAGCCCCACACCAGUGGCUGGGUGAAGCGCUACGUGGUGGUACGCCGGCCCUACGUCUACCUGUACCGCAACGAGAGGGACAAUGUGGAGCGCGCUGUCAUCAACCUCUCCUCUGCCCAGGUGGAAUACAGCGAGGACAAGCAGACUCUGCUCCGGACUCCAAACACAUUUGCAGUGUGCACCGAGCAUCGUGGAAUACUCCUCCAGGCCAGUAAUGACAAGGAGAUGCACGACUGGCUGUAUGCUUUUAACCCCCUGCUCGCCGGAACUAUCAGGUCUAAGCUCUCCAGAAGAAAGUCAGGCCCAAGGAUGUGAGAGAGAGGAACACAUACGGGAGGGGGGGAGAAAAAAGAAAACAAAAACACAAUCUCAAAGCUCCACUGACCCUCUCCUGUAUACAGCUCAUCUAAACAGCUCUCCCUGUCCUAACAGUGCUCCAUCCUGUCGCUGAUACUUCCCCAAACUGCACUUAAAACCAUCCCAGCUGAUGCCCUAUUUGAAGCCUCUUCCUGGUUACCUGGAACACGCACAGUUUAAACUACCCAUUAAACACCCUUAAUACCCAUGUAAGACUUAACUAACAACCCGACCCUGUGUAGUGGGGCUUACCCCUGCUGGCUGUAUUGUGCCUGGUUGUGACACGCCCCAUUGUCAUGUGCACGUAAACUUUACCGUUAUCUAACAUGCUAACAGUCCCCAUAGGGUUUAUCCAAACAAAGAGAAACGGUAUAGUGUAUAAGUCUUAGUCCAAGUUGUUAUCAGUUUCAAUGGCCUGCUACUUACUACCGCCCCACUCUGACUGUACAUUAAACCCCAGAUCAAAACCACUCAUGUAUUUCUUAUAAACACUGUAGACUGAUAAGAAAAAUACUAAUGGUGACAUGGUAUAUUCCCUUUUCUAGUCCUCUCAUAAGAGAUAUCUGUUUCUGUGUGUGUGUUCUCGUGUUAAAACAGCAUAUCCACAUUUACCUCAUGUUGAAAUGGCUGCCAGUCGCAAACUGGAACUCGUUGUCGUUGUAUCUGUUUUUAUCCAAGGUUUUAGACAGUAUAGGAUGAACGUAAAUAUAUAUCCAGGUUUUGGACAGUAUACAGUGGGAUAGAAGUGGGGUAUUGUAAUAGUUGGAUAAUGUAAUGGACAGAUUAGGGUACUGGGGAUAUGAUAGGGCAAUAGGAUGACUCUUUGCCUUCCAUGCUUGGAGAAUGGCGAGUUCACUGUGUUGACAUUUCAUAGUAACAUGUUUGUAGAGCAUUAGGCAAUAUAAUACGCCACCUGCCUGACUCACACUGGAGAGCAAUGUGUCCUUGACCGUUUACAUAUUCUUUGUGUAUAUACAUUAUUUAUUUGUUAUUUUAGUUUUCAUUUAUAUAUCACUGACCAGUUUAAUUUAUUUGUAUGGGAUCACUGACCAGUUUAAUUUAUAUAUCACUGACCAGUUUAAUUUAUUUGUGUAGGAUCACUGACCAGUUUAAUUUAUUUGUGUGGGAUCACUGACCAGUUUAAUUUAUUUGUGUGGGAUCACUGACCAGUUUAAUUUAUUUGUGUGGGAUCACUGACCAGUUUAAUUUAUUUGUGUGGGAUCACUGACCAGUUUAAUUUAUUUGUGUGGGAUCACUGACCAGUUUAAUUUAUUUGUGUGGGAUCACUGACCAGUUUAAUUUAUUUGUGUGGGAUCACUGACCAGUUUAAUUUAUUUGUGUGGGAUCACUGACCAGUUUAAUUUAUUUGUGUGGGAUCACUGACCAGUUUAAUUUAUUUGUGUGGGAUCACUGACCAGUUUAAUUUAUUUGUGUGGGAUCACUGACCAGUUUAAUUUAUUUGUGUGGGAUCACUGACCAGUUUAAUUUAUUUGUGUGGGAUCACUGACCAGUUUAAUUUAUUUGUGUGGGAUCACUGACCAGUUUAAUUUAUUUGUGUGGGAUCACUGACCAGUUUAAUUUAUUUGUGUGGGAUCACUGACCAGUUCAAUUUAUUUGUGUGGGAUCACUGACCAGUUCAAUUUAUUUGUGUGGGAUCACUGACCAGUUUUGUCGCAUGGUACUUUAUUCUUGCAUUAUAUUCUCUUGAGUUGAUGUCUGUCCCAUUCACUCAGUUGUUUUUAACCAAAGCAGUCCAAUCUAUUUAAAAUAGUGAAGAGAUCCUCUGUCAUGUAGACUUGAAAAAAUGUCUCCUAGGUUUUAGUGAGAUAUUAAUGUAAUAUCUACGAUUCUGCUAUUGGCCCUGAAUGUAUGUUUAUAAGUUAAAUAUUCCACGUGGAUACACUAAGAAUGGCUCCUCUCCAGCAAGAGGAUGUUUAUUGCGUUCUAUGGUGGUGGGUUACUUUGUGUUCUAUGGUGGUGGGUUACUUUGCCUUCUAUGGUGGUGGGUUACUUUGUGUUCUAUGGUGGUGGGUUACUUUGCCUUCUAUGGUGGUGGGUUACUUUGCGUUCUAUGGUGGUGGGUUACUUUGUGUUCUAUGGUGGUGGGUUACUUUGCCUUCUAUGGUGGUGGGUUACUUUGCCUUCUAUGGUGGUGGGUUACUUUGCCUUCUAUGGUGGUGGGUUACUUUGCCUUCUAUGGUGGUGGGUUACUUUGCCUUCUAUGGUGGUGGGUUACUUUGCCUUCUAUGGUGGUGGGUUGCAGUACAUUGAAUAAUUUAAAAGAACCCUGUGAUUAUACUCUAUUGAUAAGUUACUGGGAUAUUUUUGACCUUUUUUCCACCAGUCGAGUUGUCUGAAAGUGCAUCGCUAUGCACCAGGUAGUGCCUCCCUUUCUCCACUUCGCUCUCUCUCUCUCUCCUGUUUUUCAUCCAAUCCACACUUUAGUAUCGUUGACGUCCACCACAUUAGCUCAAUGGGACAUGUAUUGAAGCAAGCUUUUAUUUACUCUGAUGCUAUGAACCUAAUAUUGAUGCCGUGUGUCCAUGUGAUUCUAUCCAUUUUGACUAAUAUGUGUACAGUCUAUAGGCUACACUAGCUUCUUGUGUAAAGUAGCAGCUAACCUCCUCUGCUUUGCUUUUGUAUAGCUGUUUUACAGCCUGAUGCUUGUGUCAGAAACCUAUACAGUAUGUAGAUGUUAUGAAGUCGCACAUCCUGGGGACUUUGGCUGUGGUUUAUUGUCGCUGUGACUAUUCUUUCACACCCAGAUGACCACAAACUGCUAUCUGAAACGAGAGUAGUCCAAAGUGAAUCAAGGUGGCACUGCCGACUGAAGCAAAGUGACUCUUUAGUACCACCUUGGUCUAGCAGCCGUAGGAGAUGGACAAUUUCAAACUGAAGUGGCCUGUUGUCUCAUAGUCUGAGUGUUCUAUGCUUUUGUACGUCCUUUUGCUUUAUUGAAAACCAAGCGUUAGUGUUGUGUUUACAGCAACAUCAUGUGUGAGUGCAGCAGACCAGCCAUGGCCAGACAGCCAAUUGGAUCAUGUCCUACGGUUGUUCCUUGUUUGUAUGGCGAGGUUCGUGUUUUUGGUCAAACACAAUUCUCCCAUCUAACACACAGUGUUGGGUUUUUAUGCAUGCCUCAGGCCUGCCAACCUACAGAGCAUGCUCAGAUAGCCACAGCAAGGGAGCAACAUGCAAGACAUGGCAUACUCACACAUGAUUUUCCUCAAAUAAUAUUAAUAAGCGCUUAUAUCGUCAAUUAUGAACAUAUCUUCUUAUAUCCUUCCUACAAGGAAUAUAUUGCGUACAUACUGCAGUGCAAUAAUUGAGAGUUGAUUGGUUUCAGUGGAAAAUCACACGGUUCUUUGGUUUCUGUUUCUAGAAUGCUAAAACUUAAAUACAACCUAUCACAAGAUAUAUACUAUGAACUAAUUAAAUUUACAACCUAUCUCUGGGUUUCAUAUUGUGGAGCUGUUUUUUUUAAAUUUUUUAACAUUUUAGUCAUUUAGCAGACACUCGUUUCCUGAGCGACUUACAUGAGCAAUUAAGGUUAAGUGCCUUGCUCCAGGUCACAUCGACAGAUGGUUUUUUCUCACCUUGUUGGCUCGGGGAUUCAAACCAGCAAUCUUUCGGUUACUGGCCCAACGCUCUUAACUACUAGGCUACCUGCCGACCCGGUUGUGGUCAUCUUGGUGUGUGUCGUAUGCAACUUUUUUUUUUUACUUUGGUGUACACUGGUAUGCCACUAUUUUGCCUGCUCAACCAAUGGAAGAAAAGAAAGCUUUAUUUAUGAAUUCUUGUUUCUAUUUGGAGGUGGAUUACGUGAGUAAGGAAUAUUAGGGCUAUUGAAUUGUCAUCCAAGUAUAAUUUAUUGUACUUAUCACAUCAUCAUUUAUCAUAUUAAAAAUGUACAGAAUGCAUAAGAUUGUUUGGGGGUUACAAUAUUAUCCCUCAAAAGAAGGAGAUGUUGUUUUGUUUGAAACUGUACUAUUGUCGCUUUAUCGUUUAGCGUCUACUAACUCUUAACUCUACUUCUUAAAACUAGGAUACUUCUUAAAACCAGGGUACUUCUUUAAACUAAGAUGCUCCUUAAAACUAGGAUGCUUCUUAAAACUAGGGCACUUCUUAACGCUAGGAUACUUCUUAAAACUAGGGUUCUUCUUACAGCUAGGAUAUAUGAAGUUCCAUCCUCAAGGAAGAAGUUAAAACGAUGCAUUUGAAGUUCCGUGAGCCGGCUAUAUAUACAAAUACAGAUGGAUUCUGUUACUGCUUUGACAGCUUUUUUAUGUAGCAUUACAUUUCCCGGAUCCAAGCAUGUGGAUCUGCCUCUUCUUCACCCUGCUCUCUCUUUCCCUCACUGCUUGCUAAUGACGCCCUAUCCCCCUCAGUGCAGCUUUGUAUAGAAACAGACCCGUAUACUAAACGCCCGCCUAAAUGACUCUGCAUUGAACUUGACAUUUGAUUGGCUCUUGUCUUGUCAAUAAUGAACCUGAUUGGCUGUGGUGGGUCCGAUCGCACAGAUGUAACCCCCGUUCCAUAAUAACUGGCCUGUGAUAUCAUCUCAGUGCUCACGUUAUCUUUUGAGUGUUGGAGUUCUAGUGUCUUCUAAUGUUUGUGGACACGUCAACAAUUUGUCAGAAUAAAGUGAAAUAAAUGUGGAACUUAUGCAACA
Messenger RNA from Oncorhynchus mykiss (rainbow trout), 10316 nucleotides. The record is from RefSeq and is a predicted model, not a curated record. Lineage: Eukaryota; Metazoa; Chordata; Actinopteri; Salmoniformes; Salmonidae.